AUGUACAAUCACCUUUCAGAUGUUGUAUGGAAAUUGGUCUACUGCUACCUGGAUACAAGUCAUUUGCUUUCUCACCAAAGCAACAAGCUCCUUGUUGAGAAAGUCAUUUGGAUGGCCCAAGCAGAAUUGGAAAUCCUCAUGCAGUGUGAGGGAGGCUGGGGUGCACAUGCUUCAAUUGCCCAGGUAUUGAAAAACUGGUCAACAUUUGAACAAAGGCAAAAACAGAAUGCCAAAGCAAGGAGGAAGAGAGAAGAGUCUGAUGACAAAGAUGAGGAGGAAGUGGGUGCAGAUGACACUGGUGCUAACAGGCACACUAAAUGUACUUCAGGUACACAGAAAAAGAGAAAGAGGGACAAGUCUGAGUCCAAGUCUGGAUCUGAGGAAGUGGACACAGAUGAUGCCAGCACUAAUAGGCACACCAAACAUGCUCCAGCUACACAGAAAAAGAGAAAGAGAGACAAGUCCAAGUCCAAGUCCAAGGAAGUAGAAAGGGAGAGGGAGAGGGAUGAAGAUGACAAUGAUGAAGAUGAAGAUGAGAGGGAUGUCUACCCAAAAUACACAGAAGCCAGUCAGAAAAUGAGAAAAUCGAUCAUUGGUGAUGAUGACAUCCAGCCCAAUGUGCAUGCCAAGGGUGAUAAGGGUCACCAAUGCCUGGGUGGUACUCAGAAGAAUGAAUUGAUUAGCAGUGGGUCACACACUCCAAGAUCACUUGCAUCAGUGUGGGAGCAAGCCACUGAAGCAGAGGUGCCAGUGGCCUCUGGAUGUCAUGAUGGGUCACAGAAGAAGAAAAGGGACAACAUGUCCCUUGGACUACAAGACUUGACUGAUGAGGAGGACAAUGCAGAAACACAGUCAUCCAUGAUCAUGCAAGAUGACUUCCCACCACAAUGUCCAGGCAUAUAUUGCAAGGACAAGGUCCCAUUGUCACACACCAAAGGUGUUUGCCCUCAUGCAAAGAGGGACAGCCAGCAAUGUCAGCAGUCAUCCCUCACACAAGAACAGGUUGUCAAUGCCAAAGAAAAAGGAGGAGGCAAGUUAAGCGCCAUUCUGCAGACACCGAAACCAUUCCCACACUCGCUUGUAGUGCUCAGCCAUGCAAUCCUACCUUCCAGGAUUGGAAAGGAUUUGCGCACUCCACACAUUUCUACAGCACUCCCUCCAAAAGAUGCUCAUUUCGCUAAUUCUUCUGAUAUGGCUGCCUCCACAUCAGUCAUUUUGCUUGUCCCCUUUGCUAGGGACCAUGGCUACAUAUAUCUACCAGGAGUUCCUACCAGCUUCCAUCCUGAAGCAUCCUGGUACAUCCCACCCUCAUCUGCCCCCUCUCAGCCCAUCCAGCUUGGACAGCGUGUUCUUUUUGUCAGUAUGACCUCCAGGAGGACAUUCUUUGGUCGCCUCAGGUCUGUCAUUCACUUGGAAAGGUCUUAUGUGGUUGUUUCAGUCUCUCCAGUCCAAGAAGCAUAUGGAUCCUUCCUCCCUGCCCCCUGCAACAUCUUCAUACCAGUCUUGUCCAUCAUUCUUCCAAAACUGCAACAGCUACAGUAUAAUCUACUGUUCUCCACUCUCCCUGAUCGCAUCCAUGACAAGUAUGAUGCACAUCUUGCCUCCUUGUUGCAAGAUACAGCAGAAGACGCUCCCCCUUCAUCCUCUCUUCCAACAGAGCCUCAUUCAUGA
Pisolithus orientalis is the source of this 1671-nucleotide messenger RNA. RefSeq lists its product as uncharacterized. NCBI's taxonomy places the organism in Eukaryota, Fungi, Basidiomycota, Agaricomycetes, Boletales, Pisolithaceae. The transcript is spliced from 14 exons. The coding region runs from base 1 to 1671 and encodes 556 amino acids. The record is from RefSeq and is a predicted model, not a curated record.